UCCAAAAUCGAAGACUUCAGAAUGAGACCUCAACCUAUUUCACAUUUUACAUAAAAAUGUCAACGGAAUUUUAUUUCUUUAAAAGAGCGGUGCGGAAUAGACUGGAAGAUAAUACAUUUUUGCCAUUGUGGGAACUUGUAGAGUCCUGGACUCAAAAUGACUGGAUGGCAAUCUUUUUUAUAAUUUUCCUAGGAAUUAUUUUUGAGAUAAUACUCAUAAAGAUUUAUACAUCCUUUCAUAAGAAACCUGUACUUCCAGAAAAAGGUAGUUCAGGGGCCCAGGAGGUAAGAGCAAAUGAUAACUGGUCAAUUCGUUCAUCUUCACCUUCGGAAGAAAGAGUUGAUGAGUUUUCAGUAAGAACAAUUACUUCAUCACUUAAAACUGAAGACAAGGAAGGUAACUUUGAAGAUAGAGUUUCACCAACAGAUGAAGUAAUAUGGUCAGGUACUAGUGAAAGUAAAUAUCAAGUAAGUUACUCUAGUGAAAGUCGUAUGCCAUCUUCACAUGGGACUAGCUCAUCUUUGUCACUGUUUCAUUCAGAAGUAAAGGAAUUUUUUCUUAGCCAUAGAGGAUAUGAAAAUGAACAUGAAACAGCACAAUUUUCAUCAAGGAAAUUAUUUGCAAUAUUGAAAACCAACAAAAAUAAAAAUCCAGCAUUUUCUUCUGACUUUAACUUUUCAAGAUGCUCUAGCAUCUCUAGAGAAAGUGAAGGUCUAGAUAUGGCACCAUGUCCUCCUGCCCACUUAUUUCUUUCCAGAGACCAAGUCAGACUUCUGGAAGAAACUGUGAGAAAUCAAAUUCCUUUAAAACCCAAAACUAUCUUAGAGAGUAAAACUACUUAUCCAUACUCAAGACCUCAAGAGUCCUUGAUUCAAAAUCAACAUUCUUUUGGAAUGCAUAUUCCUACCCAAGCACAAGAUUCUUUUCCAGUACAAAAUGCUACUCAGAAUCAAGGUUUUUAUGAAGCCAGAUUUACUAGUCAAGCCCAGCAAUUUGUUAACAACCAAGAAUCAGUCAACAGCCAGCCUGAUAUCAUGGCCAGGUAUUUUGCUCUGCCUCAGGAUUUGAUUAGGAAGCCAUUUUCCAGCAGCACACAAGACUCCUUCCAGACCCAAGUUCUGGGCAGAAGCCAACAUUUGGUUAAUGUCCCACAUUCUGUUGAGACUCAACAUUCAAUCAAGGGCUUAGAGUCUGAUAAUAAACACUUACAUGAGACCCAAUAUUCUUCUGUUUGGUUUCAAGAUUCAAACCAGAUUAAACAUUUAACGCAGGGGCAAAAUGCUAUUUUUAAGAAUGCCAGAUUUCUAGUUUUAACUGUAAGUCCAAAUUCAUUUGCAGAAGGGAUGCUCCAAAUAAGGAGUGUAAAGCCAGAGGGCCAGAAACAAAUUGCUUCUUCAGAAUUAAACCAGUAUUCUGUAUAUAGCUCAGUGCCUCUUUCACUUACCUUUGAAAGGCAGAAAAACUGGAGAAAAGCAUUACACGGUAAAAGUAAACUUAGUCGCAAAGUUUCAUCUCAAAAGUCGAAGAAACCACCAACUCCAUGGGUAUUUCAAAUGACAGUAUGCCACACUUCAAAACCUGGCAAGUUAGGAUGCAAACAUAAUGCUAAGAAGAAAGAAUUACAUCCAAGGAAAGGUGUAUCAGAUAUAGCUUUGCAUCUUCUUUACUUUUCCAAGCUUGUUCCUCCUUAUAGUAAGAGGUAUUCCAGAAAAAAACUAGUAGAAGUCAUGCCAGGUGUAACAGGACGUAGACAUUCUCUGCUGAAGCAAAACAAGACACUAGAUGCAGAGAAUGUCAGUUGUGUGGGGUCUGUUGAGAAAAGAGGAACCUCAGGCAAUGCUAAAAAUGUAAAGCAGCAUGGCAGAGAAAAUGAAGGACAAAAAAACAUCUCAGCAAAACUUCCAUCCUGGCUAGAAGAGCCUUUCAUGGUCAAUACUUUUCCAUUAAAAGCACCUUGUUCUUUAUUAAUAGAAACAAACUGGAAGAAUAAACAAUCUCUUAAAGACCCAAUUACACAAGAAAAAGAAAUUGGUAUUGCAGAGUUCCAUGCCCCCAAUAGUAAAAAAACAUCUGACCUGCAUAUUCCAAAGCAUGAGUCACCUUUAGAAGAAGCUAUAUCAGAACGUUGGCAAAAAUUUGCUUCCUCUCCUGAAAUGGAAUCAAACAGAAGAAUGAAAACACGGGAAGACCUAAAAAGUAAAGAGAAUUCCCAUCUUCCACUUUCAAAUGGAGAGGAGUUACCAACUAAUUCACCAGAAACACAAAGGUGCUUUCCAAACAGAAAUAUACAGAAGGAAAGAGAUUUUCUGGAAAUUGUUCUGGAGACUUCAGAGGUCAAUUUGCUCAUUUCACUAGGAACUAAAGAGCAUAAAAGCAGUGAGCAAGUAGCAAGUGUAAAAACUCAAGAGAGUACAGAAGAGACAGUUAUGAAGGAAAAGAAACCAUUAAUCCUUCAUGUGACAGAAUAUGAUGACCCAAGUGAAAGUGAGAGACUGCAAUGUAACACGAGAAGCCACAUAAAUAUGCAAGAUAAAAGAAUAUUUGCAACGUUUCACAAUGCCACUGACACUACCAUUUCUGGGCCGCCUGAUACGGAAAUGCGGAGCAGAUUAAAAGCCAAGACAGAUACAUCGACAACAGGGUUUAGUUAUUCAGUGGUAGAGCAAGAGAAAUUACCAGAUGAAAAGAAAGCAUCGGAUGCAAAAUACAUUGAGGAGAGAUGUAUUAAAAAGCCACAAGAACAUGACAGAGAGGAAGAGGAACCAACUUUACAAGAAGCAGUUCCACAGCUGAAGCAAGAUUUCAGGGUCAGCCUGCAACUAAAGCAGAAGCCUAAAUAUGUCAGAUUUGAAAUUAAACAGAGCAGUUCAGGUAGUAGAAAAAACCCAAAUAAAGAGCAAGAGGUACAACCACAAACUCUUUCUACAGAAACAAUUGUGGGGACUGGUCCAUGCCCCACAAUGGAUCCAUUUCAAGUUCAGGUAAAGCAAAUCACGGACAGACCUACAGGUAGAGAGACUGCAGAUGCGAAGAAUCCUCUUACAGUGCUAGAGAACUCACCAGUGGGUGGUGUUAUAACUGAUACAACAGAACGUGAUGUCCCAUUUGGUGGAAGCCCCAGAAAGAUACCAGAUGAUCAUAUUGCGGAGGAAAAGGAAGACUUAAAACGAGUUUUCCCUGCAGCUGCCCUGGGGUUGUUCAUCAUCCGCACACUUCCUUUAUUAUCUUUCAAAAGGCAGAAAAUCAGAAGAAAAUGGUCAGGAGCAAAAACGGUACUCGGUCCCAAACUUGUCAUUAUGAAAGUAAAGAAGCCAGCAAAUUUACUGAUGCCUAAUAUCAGUAGGAAUGGUAUACCAAGUCUUAGGAGAAGAUUGAGAGGCAAUUUUAAAAUCAUAACUAAACAGAUACUGCAAGAUAAAAUUGUGUCUGAUGUGCUUGUGAAUGUUACUUACCCCCACAUGUCUACUGUGCCUCGUAUUAGAACACACAGCAGACUCAAUGCGGAGAAUCCCGGCCAUACCAAGCCAAACCAAGAGGAAUCAGAGGAUGAAAGGGAAGAAAAGCAUUCCAAUUUUAUUAAUAAAGGAAAUGACCCUGGAAACACACUAGAAGAAGCUAAAUUGCAAGAUGAAGUGAGAGGGGACGAAGCAGCUCGACCAGAAGCAGUCCUUCAUGGUCCCUGGCACCUCAGAUUGAAUGCAAAUCCCGAGAAGGAGUUCAGAACAGAGGAAGAAAUGCCUCAACCAGUUACAUCUGGAGAAAGUCUUGUGGAGUCUGUUGACACCCCAAUAAUGGAUCUAUUUCAUGUUGAGAAUAUGAAGAAAAGCCUAGCAACACAAGCAGACUUAAAACGCACUGCAGAUGCGGAGAUACCUCUUCCGACAUCAGGAAAAUCAGUGAUUGGAGACCCUAUAAACCAAACAAGAGAAAGUGAUGUUUUAGAUUAUGGAAAUGAUACAAGGGAAAUGGGUUACUUUUUUGCAGACACAAAGGCAGAACUACCAAAAGAUUUACCAGCAAUGUAUUCAGAGACUUUUAAUUGCCACAUGCCUGUUUUAACUCACUCAAAAGUGAAUAAAAACAGAGUACGAUUCUCACACACAGAAUGUCCAGUGAAGCCCAAGUCUGUACCAACGAAUACAGUGAAGCCGUCAGUUUCACAAGUAUUUAAUAGCACAGGUCAUAGAAAGAAAUUGGACUCCGAGGCGAAGGCCAAGUUGGAGAAGAUCAACCAAGCUAAUGGAUUGGUAUAUGACUUUAUAAGUAGCCUUUUUUCUCCUAUGCAUAGCAGAUUACAAGGAGAGACAAACAGCUUCUGUCACGCUCAGUUAAAGCAAGGGCAAUUAGCAGAGGAAGUGAGACCACGGUAUGUUGAUUUCUUUGAUAAGUGUAGUGCAUUCCAUGACCAAGAAGAAAAAGUGAAAGACGGAGAGGAAGUGGAGCAGAAAACAUUGCUAGAGGCAGCUUCGCAGCAUACCCAGCAUCUCUGGCCCGAUGCAUGUCAAGCGAAGGAGACCCACCUUGACGAACAGUACACAGCACUGAGCAGUUUAACACAGGAGCAAGAUGCUCAGCACCAAAAAUGGUUUGCACAAACUGCCUUGCAGACUAGCCUCCAGAUGGCUCCUAGAGAAGGCGAGGAACUCGAGAAACCCAGCCAAACAGAACAUGCCAUAACAGCCCCUAUGGGUGCCGAGAGUCCACCUCCCAAAGCAGCACCAGCUCCAGAGAAUAGCCAAAGCUUCAUAUUCAAUGCGUAUCAGAAGGAGAAUUUUGACCUUGUCCAAUCAGAUGAGGAGCUGAAACAACCACAGAGUCGAAAUCUUCAGGUACAACCACAAAUACAUGGUACACAAACUGUUUUAAGUUCUGCUUCAUGCCCCAUACUGGAUCAGCUUCAAUUUGGAGAGCUAGAGAGUUACGCUGGGUUUUCACCUCCUAAGUCAGAGGAAGUGAAGAAUGAUGAGAUCAUUUUUUCUGCAAGAGAACAUGGUGUCCCAUCUGACGCAAAUCACCAAAAGGAACAGGCUGGUGGUGUUGAAAAGAAAGACACAGUGACUUUUGAUUUCUGCCUACCUGCUUUAUCUACACCCCAGACAAACUUCAAAUAUUCAGACAAGAAAACGUCAGUGAAUAUCAAAUAUGGACUUUUAAAGGCAAAGAAACUGUCAGUUUCAAACAUAUUCAAUAUCAAGGGUGCUGUUAGCCCAAACCAUAGAAAAGAAUUGGGAUGUAACCCUACAACCAAAAUGAAAGAGGUGCAUCACGGAGAAAAAAUGGCAGCCAAAAUGUAUUCUUUCAUGACUAUUACCCCUGACAUUAAUACGUAUAACAAGAUAGAAAGAGAAAAAGAUAUGUUAGGAGAAAGAAGUCUCAGGGCUAAACAAGUAAAGCAAGCAACAUCACCACUGGAAGGGAAUAUUACUUCAGAUGACACCAAAGAAAACAGUGUUCAAGAUGAGGAGGAAGAAACCGGUGACCAGGAGAUAUUAAAAGUAAUUUCACAGCACAGCACACAUUUCAAAUUCUGUUCAGGCCAGAGGGAGGAGCUUGACCUUCAUCAAUCAGAAAACCAAGGAAGUGGGAAAAUUCUCUUUGUUAUAGAACAAGACAUCCCACAACAAAUGCAGCCUACAGAUUCCAUGCUGGGAGAGAAGCCAAAGAAAAGCCACCAUCCACAAAAUGGUGCAAUAUAUAUAGCAAGUUCAAAGCUUCCUCCUCUAAAGUCAAAGGACUCACUAAUUGGUCAAGUUUUAGUGGAUACAGUGAAGGGUGGUGUCCCAAGUGUUGGGAGCCAUAUGGGGGAACUGUACCAUCAUGGUAAAGAGGAAAAUGCAGAGUUUAAAAAAAAUCUAGAAGCAACUGUCCUGGAGUAUUCGGAGGUCUCCACGCCUGAUCUGUCUGAAUCGAAAAGGCAGAGAAAGACAUUUACAUGUAGAGCCUUAAAAAAUCAAAUGAGUCCCAAAUGUGUAAUUAUGAAGGCAAGGAAAAUGCCAAUUUCAACAAUAUUUAGUAUCUCAGGGAAUGGUUGUCUAAAAAACUUACCUCCAAAGACCCUGAAAUCACAGAACAUUGACUUUUUAAUUCCUACAAAGUGCUCUGGGGUACUGGAAGAUCUUAUUGCAGAGAAAAAAGAAGGAUUAGCACAAGAAUUUCCAGCAACGAUUCUGGAGUCUUUGGAUUUAUCCACACUUGCUUUACCUGCAUUGAAAAGAAGGAGAAACCAUUUAAAAUAUACAGAGAAGAGAAAGAAAAUGAGUCUCAAAUGGGUAACUUUGAAGACAAAAAAGCCACCAAUUUCCCAGACACUUCACAUCACAAAACGUGGUAUUCCAAGCCGUAGAAGGCAAUUCAAAUGCAACUUCAGUAUCAUGAUGAAACAAGGUAAACCCGUGGCAGACAAAACCCUAAAUGCCAUCUCCUCUCCCAUGCCUGUUUCACUUGACGUGAAAAUGCAUAACAGAAUAAAAGCAGAGUCAGAUGUGUUGUGGACAAUGAGAUUUAGUCACGAACGGCAACAGCAAGAGCUGUCACCAGAUGGAGAGAGAGCCAGCGGGGCCUUUUCCAGUGACAAGAGGGGCCGUGCCUCCAGGGGCAUGAAGGAGGUCAAAGGCCAACGUGAAGAAGCAGCCCCACGGAGUUCUCAGCACUUCAGUUCCAUCACUGGUAAAAUGGAGGAGCCUCGCUGUGUGAGAUCAGAACUAGAACUGGAGAAUUCAGCAAGGAAAAAAAUCCCAGAACCACUUAACACAGCUCAGGAGCAGCAGCAACAAACACUUUUCACACAAAGCGCGUUGCAUUGUGUUUCCUGCACUAUCUUGAAUUCACUUCCAGUUGAGAAGCUACCAAAAAGAACGAAAGCACAGAAAGGCUUGCAAUAUGCAAAGAGCCCAAAGCUUUUAUCUCCGGAGCUAGGGAAAUCUGUUCGUGAAUCUUUAAUUAUUACAACACAGAGUGACAUCCCAUCUGAAAGAGGCCCUAGAAAGGAACUUGCUAGAUCUACUCCAGAAGGGAAGAGAAGAUUGCAAAAGGAUUUACAAGGGAGAACCUUGAAGUUUUUGGAUUUCUCCACUGCAGCUUCAUCUGAUUUUAGAGGGUGGAGAAAGACACCACAAAUCCCCAAAUCUAGAACGGGGAAAGCACAGAUGGCAUCAAUUUUAAAGACGAUCCACAUUGCUAGGUCUGCAGCUCUUAGCCAUGGAAAGGAACAGGACUGCGUCUUGGAAAACAUGGCCCCAGAAAUAUCUCAAGAGCUGAGGAAGAACAUCCCACCACAAAAAGACAUACCACAUAGACUCGGUCAAAAGAUUCCAUGUCCAAAAUCAGGGACAGCACUGUUGGACUACUUUUCAACUGAUGGAGCAGAGUGUAGUGCCAAAUCUGAUGCGAGCUCUGCAAGGAAGCUGGAUGUUCACAUGGCAGUUUCCCUACGACCUGAAGACAAAGGGGAAGGCAUAAAAACUCACAAAGUAGUGAAGCACAGAGUUGAUCAAAAUAUUCCGCCUACCAAAUCGGGAAACUCAGUGCUUGGAGAUCCUGAUGAUGGAAGCUCUAGGAGGAAAAUGAGUGGUCGCAUUGCCAGAAAACAUAGAGAGUUGCAAAGAGAUUUACUAACAACGUCCACAACAUCCGUUUUCUCUGACUCUAUAAGGCAGGAAAAGGUAUUAAAGUUUCCAGGAAGGAAAAAUCUCACGGGUCCCAAAUGUGUAACCAUGAAGGCAAAGAAGCCGCUUUGUUCACAGAUGCUUCAUAUCACUGAGCAUGAUAAUCUCUACUGUAGAAAGGAACAGGACUGCAACUUAAAAUCUUCAAUAAAAGACAAGCAACAAAAUAAAAGUAUAGCUAAUGCAUUUUUGUCUCCCGCACCUGUUUCGGCUGAUAACAAAAUAGAUAUCGAAAUGCAGAGCACAUCAAAAGCAGAGACAGAUCAACUAAGAGUAAAUCUGCACAGCCAUAUCCCUGCAAAGCGAAGGAAAUCACCAUGUGAUAGGGAAGCAUGGAACCAGGCCAGCUCAACUGAUAUGCAAAACAGAUCAAGCAAGACAAUGAAAAUGAAUGUGCAACAUGAAAAGGAAGAGGAAAAUAUCCAAAGAAUGUUAUUGGAUUCAGUUCCACACUGUGGGCAACACCACCGCUUCAGCGCCGAUCAAAUGAAAAAUCCUGGUUCUUCCCAAUCAACAUCUGAACUGAAUCAUUCAGAAGUCAGAAGGACUUGGAAUUUGCCUUGGACAGCACAAAAGAUGAGACAAGAAGAAUGCUUUAGAGAAACCGUUUCGGAGCCUGUUUCUAGACACAUGAUGACUUUUUUUCAAGUUGAAACAGAGAAAAAAGGUCUUUCUACUCAAGAAGGAAUAAAAUGUAUGGAACGUGUAAAGACUCCAUUGCCAAAAGCAAGGAAAUCAGAGACCGCUUCAAUAAAAUGUGGCACUCUAUGGGAUGGAAAUCCUAGGAGACGUUGGGAUAGUCCUAUCUUGGGGAAGAAGGCAUGGAAUCAAAAUGACUUAGUGAGAACAGUCUUAAAACCUUCAGAUUUUUCCAGCCUUGAUUCAUCUGUACCCAAAAGCCAGAGCUAUGCAUUGGAGUUUGUAAGCAAGAGAAGUAUAGUAAGUUCCAAGCAUGUAACUUUGAAGGCAAAGAAACGACCAAGUUCACAAUUGCUUAAUACCAUAAGGUGUAUUACAGGAAGCCAUAGAAAGAAAAAGGAGUGCACAUUUCAGUACAAGAUGAAAAGGAGACAGUGGAUUGAAAGUGUUGUAGAGGCGUCACUCCCUGCUGUUGAGGGAACUGAGAUUCCACCAUCCAAGAUAGUGACUGAUAAACACUCAUUCAAUACAAUAGCAAGGAGCACCAUAUAUAACAGAACACUUCACAAAAAUCUGCGUGGUCAUACUACAGAAGAAAAGGCAGAGUUAGAGGAAAACUCUGCCACAACUUUCUUGGGGCCUUUAGAUUUCUUCACACCUAUUUUAUCUGACCCUGAAAGCCAGAAAAACACAGUACAGUUAUUAGAAGAGAAAAUCACCUUGAAUAUCAACUGUUCAAUUAUGAAGAAAAAAGAGCUGGCAAUUUCACAAAUACCUAAGAUCAGAAGGCAGUUUACCACAAAAUACAGGAAUAAACCUGGAUCCAAUUUAAAAACGAAAAUGCAACAGAUGAGGCAGGAUAAAAAUGUGGCUAAUACAUUUCCAAAUACCAUUGACUUCACACCGGAUACUCCUGACCUUAGAAGGCAGAGCAGAUUGAAAACAGGGAUUGACAGAGGAUCACAGUUCCGUCACACACAGCCAACACAUAGAGAGCUGCCAACCGAAGGGCUAGUGAUUUCACAACCGCUUCAUGCUACCAGUCGUGCUGCUUUAAGCAAUAAUGAGCGACAGGAAAAGAAGAUAGGCACGAAGGGAGAGAAAACUGUAUUACGUGUGGACCUCAAAUCCGUAUAUGAUUCCAUGCCUAUUUUUUCACACAUAAAAAUGGAGCCAUCACCUAGUACCUGGGGUAUCUCUGAAGAGUCUUCUGAAAAGGGAAAUGCCCUAAACAAAGCAAAUGCUAGCUCUGCUUAUGCCUGCACACCUGUGUAUCUUCAAAUCGUAAAACAUAAAGCUAUGGCAAAAACAGCAGAUGUGAAAAACAGUAUGCAUACCAAACGGGUAAAAUUGAAAGCAAAGAAGCUACCUGUUUCCCAGCUGUGUCAUACUAUAGGAUGUAGGACCAGAAGAAACAAAAAGGAACAGACAUGUAACAUGAAGAAGCAGAAGAGGGAGUUCCGGCAAGAUAAAACUGUAACAGAUUUAUUUCUGAGCACUAUUUGUGAUUCUGGAUCUGGUCCAUCUCAAAUUAAACAGUUUACAGAAGUAAAAAGGGAGAAAGACAGGCCAAGAAAGCCCCUUUACACUCCUCCCCAGCGAAAGCUAGAGAAAUCACUAAGCCAAAGAAAAAUGUCAUCUUCAGAGUCCACUGAUAUUAAGAAUACUAUAUCAAGAAAUAUCAAAACACUGAAACAAUACAUUAGAGCGCAAAAAGAAAAUCGCCAAACUCUUUUACUAGACAUUCUCCCUCAAUGUAGAGAUCAGUUAGUGAUUGGCCAACAAGUGACGAAGGAGCUUGACCCCGUGAAAAUAGGAGUAACGUUGGAAAGAGAGGUAUACCCUGGUCUAUCUUCCCAGAAGAGGGAUAUUGAUUACCCUAGGUUCGAUGCCCCAAGAGUUAGAAAACUUACAGGAUGUGAAUUCCUUGUUGCACAAAGAGUGAAGGAAGAAGACAUAGACAUGGUUGAACGUUUGGUUUCAAUUCCAUCGGGGAGACAAGUAUCAGAGAAAACCGAUGCUUCAUUAAGUUCAAAAGGACAGAAUAUAUUUCUCACAGAGUUGAAUGCUUCUCAACAGAAGACUUGCAAGGAGCAAGAAUUGCCAAAACAAGGAAGUGUUUCAGUGACAAAUCUGGGGUCUGUUGCCUACCCCAUUAUGGAACCUUCUCGUUUGGAAAACACAGGAAAGGUAGCUGAGGAAGAGAUGUACACCAGCAAAAAAAAUAUUUCACAUCUAUUGGGAAGAGAAGAUAUAGAAGAAACUGAUAUCUUCCAAGGCUCAAAAGGACAGAAGUUUCUUUACACCAAUCUGGUGGCCCAGCAAAAUAUAUCUGCAGUGCGGAAAGGAGAGGUGGAGCCAGAUGACAUUCCUGAAAGUACUGUGGAUUCUGUAUCUUGCCCAAAUAGGGAUAAUCAUUUCCAGAUAACACAGGUGGUAAAUACAAGGAAGGAAGAUGUAAGCAUUCCUAUAAAUUUAUAUGUAAAUCCAUGGAGAAAAGAGCAAUCACAGGUAACUGAUAGUCCAUUGAGAUUAAAUGAAAAGAAAAUGAUUUUUUCUGAAAAACUGAAGGCGAAGCAACUACAUAGGUCUAUGCAGAAUAAAGAAAAUAUUCUGGAAUCCAUUUCUUCACGCAUAGUGCAUCGACUCCAUAAUAAUAAGCUAAAGAAAAAUGUCUCAGCGAAAGGAAGGAGUUCAAAAGUUUUGAGUUCAGUGGUAGAUGAAGCAUCAAAUAAAGCAGAUACUCCAGUAGACCAACCUCCAUGCUCAGAAGGAGUUGACUUGCACAACAGGAGAAGAAAAGAACCUCAAAAAGAAAGUACAUGCAAGGCUCUUCCCACAUCUGUUUCUUAUUCCUUGACAGAUGUCCUUCAGAUGAAAUUGCCGUGUGUAAAGGAAGUAUUAAAGGCUCCAAUGUACCACACUUCAAAUACAGAAGGAAUUGGCUUGCCUGUUGAGGGAAAAGAAGAAAAGCAACCAGAAUGUAUACACCAGAUUUCUCCAAAACCUGCUUCUCACUCUUUGAGGGACAUAUUUCAGAGCAAGAUGCCAUGUAAAGAGAAGGCAUCAAAAGAAGUAGUUAGCACCAUGGAUUACAUUCCAAGUACAGAACAAAUUGGCUCGUUCAUUACAAGACAAGACAGCAAAGUGCGGAUAGGUAAAGGUAAACCAUGUAUGAAACUGACAAGCUUGUGUGCUUCCUUACCAUCUCUACCACACACUGAUGUGAAUUCAAGAAUAAAAGUAGGGCAAGGUAAGUCUGGAAUACUAAAGAGCUGCCUUCUACCUCUAAAGUCCCAGGUAUCAUCAAGUGUCAGGAAAACACUAUUUGCAAAGUCAAUUAAUAGAGAUAGUUUAAGCCGUGUAAUAGAAUCAAAACAUUUGCCACAGGGAAAAAAGGAAGAUGGAGAAAAUAUAGUAUAUGUGAAAGACAUCAUGGGCCUCAAAUGUGUCACUUUUAAAGGAAAGAAAACAUCUUUUAAAUAUAUACUGCAUGGAAAAGAGCCACAGUGGAAUAACAAAGAACAAGAGGAAAUGAUGCAAAAAGAUAAAAGUGAUCUAGACAUGGUUCAGAAUAAACACCAUGCUUCCUUUCCUUCUUCACCACACCUGGAACGGAUGCCUGGAAUAAAGGAGGUCCUCAUGCGAGGAAUCGCAGGAUUUUGUCUUCCAUCACUGACACUCAAGGAAUUAUCUGAUGCAAUGGGAGUACGUGAGGAGCCAACUGAUGAUAUUUUAAGCAGUAUAAAAAAAGCAAAAUAUAUGCCACGGAGAGAUAGAGUAGAAAUGGCUUUGGAAGAAAUAAUGCAACCCAAAAGAAUAGCUUUGAAAGUGAAACAGUCUCCAAUCACACAGGAAUUACAGUUGAACAUCAAAGAAAAUGAGAAAAACAUUCAGGAACAUAAAGAUAAUCAAGUUGGGAUUCGGAACACAUCUUGUAUUUCCGUCUCUUUUCCAUCUUACUCAGAAGUGGACAUAAGAAUAACAGGGGAAGAAACCAGGCUAAUAAAAAGAAGGUCCUCUUUUCUACAACCAGAACUCCAGGAGUCAUCAGAUAUAGAAAAAAUAGCAUACAAAGAGUCUGUUUAUGGUGAUAUCUCAAGCAGCAUAAAUAAAGCCAAAGAAUAUAUAAUGCAGGAAGAAGAGGAGAGAGUAAAAAAGGAAGAAGUCAUACCUUUCAGGGAAAAGAAAUCACCAAUUUCACAGGAAACCCAGCUGGAUAUUGAAGAGCAAGAGACAAAGGUACAAAAAAUUAAAGAUGAGCCAAAUGUCCUUGUGAGCAAUACCAGCCCUUGCAUAAUUGCUCCUUCUCAUUUAAAGUUGGGUACAAGAAUUCAAACAGCAGACUCUCUAACUGAAGUUGCAAGAUACUGUAUUCCAGAACUAUCACGCCAGAAAUCAUCAGAUGCAGUGAAAAAAGCAAAUAAAGAGUCCAUUGAUGACCAUGCCGCAAGUGAUGUACAAGAAGCAAAAGACUAUGUGCCACAGAAAGAAGAGGGUGAUGUAGAGAUAUCAGCUGAGAGAGACGUGAUGCAUCCAAAAGAUAAAGAUUUAAAAAGAAAGCAAGCACUUUCACAGGACAUACCACCGGAUCUUAAAGAGCAGGUGAACGUGGAUCUGGAAAGUGAAGAGCAGGGGAGAAUGGAGGGAGGAGGUAAAGGUGAACGGGAAGUGGUUCUGCCCACACACGGGGCUUCUGAAUCUUCUCUAAGUCACCAUGAAUUGGACACAAGAAUAGAAGGAGAGGAAGACAGCCAAGGAAUAACAAGACCUGCUGUUUCACAACUACUGUUACAGAAAUCAUUUGAGGCAGGGAAAACAGCAUAUACAAAGUCAACUGGGGAUGAUAUCUCAAAGGAUCUAAGAGUAGUGCAAGAGUAUGAGCCAGAGAAAGGAGAAGAUGGAAGAAAAAUAGUAAAUAUGAAAUAUCUAAUGUAUCCUAAAGGCACAACUUCCAAGGAAAAGGUAUUACUACCCCCACAUGUACUCUAUACCUCUGGGAGCUGUGGCUCCCAAAUUGUAGAAGUACAGACGAACAUGAAGGAAAAAUUAGGAAACCGACAGGAAAGAAGCAAACUAGAUAAGCUUCUGACAAGAACUUCUCUACUUCCAUUUAAGUUAAACAAAGGUAUAGGAGGCAAGGAAGAGAAAGAAGGAGUAACAAGACCCUCUCUUCCACCCUCAUGGCACAAGGAAUCAUCACAUGCCGAGGAAUUAAAAUAUACAGUACCACCUUUGAAUGGCAUCGCAAGCAGUUCAAAAAGAACAGAAUACAUGACACAGACAGAAGAGGAGAAAGCAAAUACUUUUGAGGAAGACAUAAUGCACCCCAGGUACAUAGCUUUGAGGGCAAAGAAAUCACCCCUUUUCCUUAUACUCAAAACAAAGAAACUGCAAGUCAACAUCAAAGAACAAGGGGAAGUGGGGCAAGAAGAUAACGAGGACACUGUUGUGCUUCUGAGCAGAAUUCAUCCUUUCAUCACUUCUUCAACUCAUCUUAAGUGGGACACAAUAAAAGAUGAGGAGGGUGAGCCAGGAAUAAUAAGAAAUGAUGUGCCACAUCUUGAGCUCCAAGAAUCAUUGCCUUCAGGGCGAGUGGCACCUACAGAGUCAUCUGAUAGCCAUGUGAUAAAAGAAGAACAACACCCACGACAGGAAGAAAGGAACAGAGUACAAACAGAAGCCACAGAUGGCUCAAUGCGGCCCAGUGGCACAGAUUGUAAGGCAAAGAUAUCACCACCUCCUCCUGUGUUCAGGGUUACUGAGCACAGUGCUUUGAACAACAGAAAGGAACCACAGUGGAGCAUGAUGGAGAAAGUAGAACAAGAGCAGCAAAGAACAGGUGACCCUGAUGUGGCUCGGACAAAAACUCCUCCUUCCACACCUUCCCCACCUCACCACCGAUGCUCUCCUUCACAAUUGCUGUGCCCUGAGUCAUCAGAUGCAGGAAAAACCAGACAUGCAGAUUCCAAUGAGGGCAUUGGCUCAUUCGAUGUAACAAUAAAAAUUAAUCAGCCUAUGCCAUAUACAAAGGUAAAGAACAGAGUAAACAUAAAAGAUGGGGAAGGUAGAAGAUUCCCAAAAAUAAUCACUUUGAGAGCAGAGAUAUCCUCACCUCUACAUCUAUCCAGUAGAAAGAGACUACCUUUGUAUAUUAAAGAGCAAGGGAAAGAAGUGCAAGAAGGCAAAAGUGAACCAGAAAUGGUUCUGAAGGAAGCCUGUGCCUCCUUGCCUUCUCCAUCUUGCCUGAAAUGGGACGGGCAAAUGAAUGAAAAGGAAGACACAUUAGAAAAAACACACUUCACUUUUCCACCAUCAAAGAUUCAGGAUCCAUCCAAUUCAGGCAAAGAAGCAUAUACUAAGUCAUUUUAUGGUGAGUUAAAAGAGAAGGAUAGACUCAAAAUAGAUAUUGAAGACAAAAUGGUCCCAAGAUGUAUGGCUCUGAAGGCAAAGGAAGUACCCCUUUCACAUAUACUAGAUACCAAAAAAUUGCAGUGGAAAAUGAAAGAGCAAGAGAGAAAGAUGCAGAAAAAGAAAAAUGACCUCGUUGAAAAUCUGGGAAACAUCUGUACUUCUUUACUGACCCUACCAUAUCUUAAAUUUGGCAAAACAGAAGGAGAGGGGUACAUGAUAAGAAUUACAAAUGUGCCUCUCCCACAACUACAGUCCAAGGAAUCACUAGAUGCAGUGAAAACAGCAUAUGCAGAAACAACUGAUGGAGAACUUUCAAAUGAUGUAAAAGAAUUAAAAGAACACACGUUACAGAAAGAAGUGAGAGAUGGAGAGAAAAACGUGGAGAUGAAUAGUACAGUGGCUCCCAGUGAUAGGCAUUUAAAAGAAAAGAGAUCACCUAUUUUACUUAGAUACAAUCUAAGUGACCAUCCGUGGAAAACUAAAGACCAAGAGGGAAUGGCUCAGGAAGGUCAGCGUGAGCCAGGUGGUACAAUACCAACUAAGACUUGUACUUGUACUUGUAGAUCUUCCCCACUUCACCUUUACAAGAAUCCCAGAUGUGAGAAAAAGAGAAUGGCCAUAUUAACAAGAUCCUCUCUUUCCCCAGUCAACUUCCAGGAAUCAUCAGAUUCUGAAGAUGUGGAAAGUGUAGAGCCAACUGCUAGAGAUAUUUUAAUCAGUCCACAAAAAGGAAAAGAUCAGAUGCCCCAGAACAAGGAGGGGGGUGAAGUAGAAACAGUAAACCUCGUGUUCCCCAAACAUCAAGAAAAGAAGAUACAAGGAAGUAAAAAUGAACCAGGUGUGGUUCUGGCCAACACUUCCUCUCCAUCUUCGUCUCUCCCUCUCCUCCAAUUGGAUAAAGAAAUACAGGUAGAUGAUGAAAUGUUAGUAGCUACAAGGUCUGUUGUGCAGAGAGUAUCAAAUGCCAGAGAAAUAGUACAUACAGAAGCAAUCGGUGGUGAUGUCUUGCAAGAUAGUCAAAAUGCGAAACAAUGUAUGCCUCAGGAAGAGGAGCAGGACAGAGAAAAAACAAAUAUGAAAAGUAUGGCGCAUAUCACAGAUAUAAUCUUGAAGUCAAAGAAAUCACCUCCUUCACGUAUGCUCCAUAGAACAGAAUUGCAUCUAAUCAUUGGAGGGCAAGAACCAAAGAAACAUGAAGGUCAAGGUAAACCACCCUGUACAGUGCUCAGAAAAAUUUAUGUUUCCAGACAUUCAGCUAACCCUACAUUAGAUAAAGGUACACAAGUAAAUGAAAAAAUGCUUGGAAUUAGAAGACCCUAUCUACUUCCAUGCGUGCUUUCAGCAUUAUCAGGUGCAGGGGCAAUUCGUGAUGUAAGAGAAAGAAAACAACAUAUGUCACAGAAAGAAAAAAAGUAUGAAGUGAAAACAGUUGAUAUGAGGAUUAGGAUGCAUCACAAAGAGGCCAGGAUUUCAUCAAUUUCCCGUAUCUUUAACACAAAGGAAUUUGUGUUGAAUAUUAAAGAACAAAAGGAAAAUAUGUGCAAAGGUGAAGAUGAGCUACCUAUAGUUCUGACAAGGACUUUUCUUUCCAUCCCAUCAGCACCUGCCCUUUAUCUAGACUCAGGGAACAAAAUAGACAAAGAUGUACCAGGAGCUACAGGAUCCUCUCCUCUCCAGCAAAAUCUCCAGGAAUCAUCAGAUACCCAGAAAACAGCAAUUACAGAGGUAGUUGCUGGUGAUAGUGAAAUCGUUGUGAAGAAAGUCAAACACUCUGUGCCACAAGAAGAGACAGUGCAACAGUGGACAUCCAACUUCAUGGUCAGUGUACAGCGAAGGAAUGAACCUCCACGAGUCAAAUCUGAAGGAGACUUGAGUCUGUUAGUUUUAAAUUCACAGCAUGAGGACAUUUAUUUAACAGGAUUUGGUACCAUAAGUGGGAAAAGGCUGGAAUAUUUCUUUACAGGGCAAGAGGCUCGACCAGAAAAAUACAAAACAGAAACUUUUACUACGUUUCUUUCCUACCCCACAAAGGAUCCAGCUAAGAUGGCCAACCUGAAGAAAGAAACUGAAAUAAUGGAUGAUUUAAACCAUAAAAGGAGUCCUAAGAGUUUAGUUUCACCACCAAGGAAAAUAUCCAAGGAAAUAUAUGUCACAUUUGGUACCCCUGUACGUGCAAAAGGAUUUUCUGUUUCAGAGCAAGAUGCCCCCCAACAAAAAACGUUAUCCAAGGCAUCUCCAGGAUCUGGAAAUUCAUACACAUCUGAUAAGCCAGAGAAAGAGGUACAAAAUCAUGAUAAAAUGAGCAAAAUGCCCUCUUCCAAAGCAUUAGCCCUACAGACAAAGGGAUUGCUUGAGAAAAUGAAUAUCACAGAGUCAGAUACUCCCCCAAUUAUAGAAGAACAAGAGAUUGUUGUGAAAAAGCAAGUGGUGUUACAGUCUGAAAGGGGACAUAAGACCUGCCUGGAUUCCAGCCUUUGUCUUAAACUCCCACUUAAAGAUGGAAGGCAGAAGACGCAAUUGGAAACAGAUGUAUGCAAGCAAACUAUGGUGUACCCCAGAAUACAAAUACUACCAGGAACACAUGUGGAUAUUACAGUGUUUGAUACCCUCGGAGGGAAAAAAGAGCAGGCAUUGCUGGUGCCAGAACAAAAGGAAUGCAUUCUAGAAUCAUGUCAGAAGCCUCUUCCCUUCCACUGGACUUUUCCAGCUCAAUCUGAAGAUCUGGAAGGAAAAAAUAAAAUGGACACCAGUGCUAUUAUAAAUCUGGAGCAAAAAACAUUAGAACUGGAAGAAGGGGAAUUAAAAAUAGACACAAACAUAGCUAUCUGUCUGGAAAAGGACAAAACAGAAAUGCACAAACACAUCAUUGUCAGUCUAGAGGAGAACUUAAAAAGGGACACAAAUAAUGUUGUAAAUGGGAACACUCCAUCUCCAAAGGCAGAGGAGUCUCAAAUUAACACUCAGGUGAUCACUCGUAUAGGAAACAGCUGCCCAAUCAAGCAAAAACAUAAAAAGGACCUAGAAGUCCCUGGUGCAAAACAAAAUAUUCAGCCACGAAAAAUGUUUCAAAAACAUAUUCUGGAUUCAUUUUAUGCCUACAUUCCUCUUUCUAUCAAGUUUGAAGGCCGGAAAGGCAGAUUAACAAUAGCAGAUUUGAAGAGAGAACUGAGCCCCAAAUAUUUAACUAUGAAAACCCCAAAUCACCCAAUUUCACAGAUUCUUAAUAACACAGGACGUGGUAUUCCAAGCAAUAGAAAGAAAUUAGAGUAUGACUUCAGCGGACCAAAGAAAACAGUUUUGUGGCGUGAAGAUACUUCAGGAAUAUGUAUCAGAAGUCUUUCUAUUUCCACGGUGAAUUCAUCUCAGACUGAAGAAACAGCAGAAUCUGAGACAAACCUAGAAAGAGAAAAGAUACUCUGUCUUUCUGAAUUCCAACAGAAAUCACCAAGCACUGGUGACGUUAAGAGGAACAGCUCAAGCAUUGUAAAAGAAGGGUGUCCUCCCUUCCCCCCACUGUCAAAAUCAGAAACAAACCUCAGCCAUGAAGCAAAGGAAAACAUUUUGAUUUCACAAACAAAAGAAGAAAACGUUGUUCCAGGGCCUGAUAGCUCAAGGAUCAUAAAGGAGCCCUACUUGCUUAUGACUGAGAAAGAAGAAAAGGCACCAAAACCCAUUCUGACGCCCACAGAGUGUCCACUCAUGUCUGAUGAUCCAAAGGACAAGCAGGGGGAUCAGAGUGAACCUAUCCAGGACACAACGACACCAAAGGUCCAGCAACAAAAAACUUUUCCAGGAAGUGGGCCUGUACCAUCCCAAGUUAAAAGUAAUGAAAUAAAAGUAGUGGCAGAAAGGACAAGUGCUGAAAGUUUACUUCCUCUUUAUGAAGCAGUUAAAAAUAUCUUGGAAUCCCAGAUAAAAAACAUGAUUCAGGACAAAAUUUGUGAGGAUAUACUGGAAAAAAUAAAAGCUCAUAAGCCUGAUGCUUGGAAGUCACCAUCUUUUGCAGGAAGUUCAGAUACAACAUCCACAACAAAACCUCCCAAAUUGCAGCCAAAACUCAUUUUGGAACGUCUUCUUCCCAAAGAAAACAAUAAGCUCACUAAUCAUUUAGAGUCAAAAGCGUUUGAAAUAAAACUGAAUCUGAUACCAGAGAUAGCAAAAAAAUCUUUCCACAACUUCAACUUUUAUCUAAAACAGUCUAUUUCAGAACAUAACAGUUGGAGGCUAUAUCCAAGACAAAAAAUGUGCUUUUUGUCUCUAGAAGGGAUUGAUGCUACAGAACCUAAUUUAAAUCAGAAAUACCCCAAGGAUUCACCUCCUGUCCGCUGUAUGAAGACAUUGAUUGUCAAUGUUUCAAGUGACGGCAAAGAGAUCAUUGCAAACCGAAAGAGUAUUAGAAAGCUAGAAAGUGUAGCAUCUUCAGCGACUUCUGCUAAUGAGAUGCCAUUGACUCCUAUUCUUCCAAACUACUCAGCAGAAGAAAAAGACAAACUUUUCGUACACUUUUCUAUAAAAACAUUAGAGAUUCAAAUGACAGCCUUUCCCAGAAUUGUAAGAGAAUCCUACACAAUGGCCAAUGCUCAGAAUACAAAGAAACCUUUAUCUAAAUUUGUUAAUUCUGGUACCAAAGUACCAAAACGAAAAAACAAAAUUUUGUUACUUUUCGAGGAAAAAUCUCUUCAUCAAAUAGAUCUUAAUUUGCAAUACAAAUACCUUCAUUUUCUCCUGGGGCUUCCAGUCAAAAGUAUGUUCCCUAAACCAAAUGCACUUCCCAAACAUAUCCUGAAGUUAAACACAGUUGCAAUUUGUAAAAAUAGAGAUUACAGGGGAGAAAGCGGUGGUGGUCUUUGCAUUGACACAGAACCGUUAGUACAGCACAUCUCUUCCAAAAAGCAAAGUCCCCAUGAAAACUCAUCAUUGAUGAAAAAAUUCCUCAAGCCAACCCAUGUGUGCGCUUCUAACGCUGAUCAACAGGCCACAGCUCAGAAAGAUAGUACAGUUCUUUCAGAGUUAAAGUCUCAUGUGACUCCAGAAAAAGAUAAACAAUGUCAUGGGUGGUUUCAAGAAACAAAUACGUAUAAAUAUUUUGAUCCAAAGACUCAGGAAAGUGCUCCCCAUUUAGUUGAUUCCCAUUCAAUUCCGAUUUCUGAAGAUUCUGCUGACAGUCAGACAAAUAUUGAGAGUCUAGCCAACUUGGAGGCAUGCUCAGCUCUUGAAGUAUAUGGGAGCAAAGAAUGUAUGUUCUUAGAAGCAAACCCAUAUUUAAGUCAGGAAUCCCAAAACAUUCUGUUUGAAUUACAGAAAGGCAUUCCUUUGGAAAAUCUCUACAAGAUGAGAAAAAGCAAAACUAAUUUGAAACCAUUUUACAGGGAAUAUUCAGGUUCCCAUCAUGGUGUCAGAGGCUGUAGAAAACAUUCCUCAAUUGUGACACCUUCUUAUGAAUCCCACAAAAGCAGGAAAUACGGGUCAUCUGACACAACGCCAUUUCCUGACUGGUUGUGCUAUGGUUCAUUAAAUACUGUAGACAUUCCAUCUAGCUCAUCUUCUGUUGCGUUCAGUGAAGGGAAGUCUUCAUGGUCUGCAGGGCACAGAACCACCUACUCUUUAGCUCCCUUAACAGAAUCAAAUAUCAAAUUACAUCUUGCAAAAAGCCAAGGCAAACCUUACAGUCAUCUUGAAAGCAAAGAAAGAAAGAAGGCAAAGUUGGAUUUAUUUCGAAAGAACAACCUUCAUUGGGACUGUGAUUACAGUUAUACACAGAAUAAAGAGAAAUGCACAAGAAAGAAAAAAGUAUGUAAUUAUGAGUCAGAAAGAUUGAAUCAUUAUGCAAGCAAACCUAAGUUACCAUCAAAGCCUCAUCGAGAGGAUGUCUACUUCCAUUCUGAAAGCAAACAAAACCAGCCGUUUUUUUAUGCCUGUAUGCCAGCAGAUUCGCUGGAGAUUAUGCCUCAAACCAUUCGCUGGACUAUUCCCCCAAGAACUUUAAAGAAGACAAACUUCAGAGUUCCUCUGGUGGCAAAGAUUUCAAGUUCGUGCAAUAUAUGGACUUCAUCCAAAAAGCUCUUGGGGUCUCUCUUGGAGUCCUUCAGUCCGCAGCAGCUCAUUGACCUACAUGUGAUCACCAUCUGCCAUCACGAGGGGGGCGGGCAUCAAAUCAUACUGGGCUCUCGCUCCGGAGCAUUGCCACUGUGCAGGAACAUCCUCCGGGAGGGGCAGGAAGCGAUUCUGCAGCACUACCAGGGGAAGGGAGACUACCUCCCCGUGUACCUGUACUACCUGCCUUCCUACCACUGCCUGCACACACACUUCACCGCCCUGGGCUUCACGUCCCCUGGCUCAGGGGCACAGCAGGCUCACCUGAUGGUGGAGGUGACUGAGAACCUGGACUGUAAUGCCAACAGCAGACCUUACCUUUGCCCUUGGGGCUGA
This is a messenger RNA of Lynx canadensis (Canada lynx), 21146 nucleotides long. It is a transcript of the gene LRTM3, whose product is annotated as coiled-coil domain containing 168. The coding region runs from base 57 to 21146 and encodes 7029 amino acids. The transcript is spliced from 8 exons. The record is from RefSeq and is a predicted model, not a curated record. Lineage: Eukaryota; Metazoa; Chordata; Mammalia; Carnivora; Felidae.